AUGUACCUCCAGCACGAGAUGUACUCGUUCACGUCGCGGUCCGUGGCCGAGCCCGAGACACCGGUCCCGCUCCUCGCACGGGGCAGCAUGCCGGCCAUGCGCGCGCGCUUCCAGCUCGAUGUUGUGCUCGAGCACGUACACAUCUCGCACCAC
Saprolegnia parasitica CBS 223.65 is the source of this 153-nucleotide messenger RNA. RefSeq lists its product as hypothetical. Lineage: Eukaryota; Oomycota; Saprolegniomycetes; Saprolegniales; Saprolegniaceae. The transcript has 2 exons. The record is from RefSeq and is a predicted model, not a curated record. The annotation marks the transcript as partial.